AUGGGUGAGACUGGAAAACGAUUUCAUUCACAGAGAGACUAUGAUGGGGACAGGAAAAAUCAAAAGAGACGAAUGAAUGACAGAGAUGAAAGGGGUAAUGAUGAAUUGAUUGUUUAUAGGAUACUUUGCCCCGAUGAAGUUAUUGGAAGUGUUAUUGGGAAGAACGGUAAAGUGAUAAAUUCAAUAAGGCAAGAAACCAGAGCAAAAGUUAAGGUUGUGGAUCCAUUUCCUGGCGCCAAGGACCGUGUUAUAACGAUCUAUUGCUAUGUUAAGGAGAAGGAAGAAGUUGAGAUUGAUGAUGAGUUCACUGGAAAAGAACCUUUAUGUGCUGCUCAAGAUGCUCUUCUCGAGGUUCAUGCUGCCAUUGUGAAUUCCAUCACAGCUCUUGGAGAUUCUGAGAAGAAAAGGAAGGAUAGAGAUGAAUGUCAAAUCCUUGUUCCAUCAAGCCAAGCUGCAAAUAUCAUUGGUAAGGCUGGGGCUACCAUUAAAAAGCUGAGAAGUAAAACACGAGCAAAUAUCAAGGUUACUGCCAAGGAUGCAGCAGACCCAGCACACUCAUGUGCUAUGGAUUUUGAUAAUUUUGUCUCGGUUAGUAUAUUCAACUCAUAA
Molecule: messenger RNA, 609 nt
Organism: Sphenostylis stenocarpa
Lineage: Eukaryota; Viridiplantae; Streptophyta; Magnoliopsida; Fabales; Fabaceae
Source: the annotation of a GenBank genome assembly